GUGCAUGAACUCUGUGACAAUUUUUGUCAGCGCUAUAUCAGCUGUUUGAAAGGUAAAAUGCCAAUUGACUUGGUGAUCGAUGAAAGGGACGGUGGGUCGACAACCCCAAAGUCUGGAACAGAAAGUCAAGACCACACAGACAACAGCACAGACCAGGUGCUGUUAGAAACAUUAAGCACAGAGUCUUUAGAUUACAAAAGACCUCCUUCACAAAAUUUGAACUUCAGUCAACAGGAUGACACUCAAUCAUCAAGGUCGGGAGACACUCCAGUUCCGACAAGUCAGUCAAACACCAACUCGUCCCAAAAUGUAGACAACAAUAGUGAAGUCG
Octopus sinensis (East Asian common octopus) is the source of this 331-nucleotide messenger RNA. Its product is annotated as homeobox protein Meis1-like. The record is from RefSeq and is a predicted model, not a curated record. The transcript has 3 exons. The annotation marks the transcript as partial. Lineage: Eukaryota; Metazoa; Mollusca; Cephalopoda; Octopoda; Octopodidae.